UUCUAAAAAAGAAUAUUUGAUAAGAAUGGGAAACCAACAGUCAGGGGCAGGGGGAGGUGCGGGGAAAGACAAGGGAGAUAAAGCAGAGAAGAAGAAAUAUGAGCCUCCAGUUCCUACCAGGGUUGGCAAGAAGAGGAAGAGGGUCAAGGGACCUGAUGCCGCUAACAAGCUGCCUACUGUGACCCCGCAUACUAAGUGCAGGUUACGUCUGUUGAAGCAGGAAAGAAUCAAGGAUUAUCUGCUGAUGGAGGAGGAGUUUAUCAGGAACCAGGAGAGACUUAAACCUCAGGAGGAGAAGAACGAGGAGGAGAGAAGCAGGGUUGACGAGUUGAGAGGUACACCAAUGUCAGUGGGAAACUUGGAAGAAAUUAUUGAUGAUAAUCAUGCAAUCGUCUCUACAAGCGUUGGAAGUGAACAUUAUGUCUCAAUCCUGAGUUUUGUAGACAAGGAUCAGCUGGAGCCUGGAUGUUCAGUUCUAUUAAACCACAAGGUUCACGCUGUUGUUGGAGUACUGAGUGAUGAUACUGAUCCUAUGGUUACCGUCAUGAAACUAGAGAAAGCUCCAACAGAGAGCUAUGCUGAUAUCGGAGGAUUAGAUGCUCAGAUCCAGGAGAUCAAGGAGAGUGUGGAGCUCCCUCUCACCCACCCAGAGUACUACGAGGAGAUGGGGAUCAAACCUCCAAAGGGUGUUAUCCUGUAUGGACCUCCUGGCACUGGAAAAACACUCCUGGCCAAGGCUGUGGCUAAUCAGACUUCUGCAACCUUCCUCAGGGUUGUUGGAUCAGAACUUAUUCAGAAAUAUCUGGGUGAUGGUCCUAAACUUGUCCGCGAACUGUUCAGGGUUGCAGACGAACACUCGCCUUCUAUCGUCUUCAUAGAUGAGAUUGAUGCUGUUGGAACCAAACGUUACGACAGUAACAGUGGUGGAGAACGUGAGAUCCAGAGGACUAUGUUGGAACUUCUUAAUCAGCUUGAUGGAUUCGACUCUAGAGGAGAUACUAAGGUGAUUAUGGCGACUAACCGUAUAGAGACCCUGGACCCUGCCCUGAUCCGACCUGGAAGGAUUGACCGGAAGAUUGAAUUUCCUCUACCUGACGAGAAAACUAAACGAAGGAUUUUUAACAUCCAUACAGGUCGGAUGACUCUAGCUGAUGAUGUAGAUCUAGAUGAGAUGAUCAUGUCCAAGGAUGAUUUAUCUGGAGCUGAUAUUAAAGCUAUCUGUACAGAAGCUGGUCUUUUAGCUCUUAGAGAGCGGAGAAUGAAGGUUAAUCAAGAGGAUUUCAAGCAGUCCAAGGAGAACGUGCUGUACAGGAAGCAGGAGGGAACACCAGAGGGACUCUAUCUUUAAAAUCCCAAGAUUCUCACGUCUAAGCAAGAUUUCAAGUCCAAAAUCCUCUUUAUCUAUCAACAAUUUCCCUCAACUUAGAUAUUUUGUCCAAUGUCCAUGCUCCGUUUGAACUUUAUUAAUAGCUUAAAAUCUAGUUCUUUAUAAUCGUGUCGGAAUUUAAUAAUUGAAAUAUUCAUUAUUGAAAUUAAUUGUGAAUUAUUGCAGAAA
Molecule: messenger RNA, 1555 nt
Organism: Eurytemora carolleeae
Lineage: Eukaryota; Metazoa; Arthropoda; Copepoda; Calanoida; Temoridae
Gene: Rpt2
Product: 26S proteasome regulatory subunit 4
Exons: 18
Coding region: 26-1348 (440 amino acids)
Biological process (GO): proteasome-mediated ubiquitin-dependent protein catabolic process
Cellular component (GO): proteasome regulatory particle, base subcomplex
Molecular function (GO): ATP binding; proteasome-activating activity; ATP hydrolysis activity
Source: RefSeq, a predicted model, not a curated record